Molecule: messenger RNA, 2759 nt
Organism: Aspergillus heteromorphus CBS 117.55
Lineage: Eukaryota; Fungi; Ascomycota; Eurotiomycetes; Eurotiales; Aspergillaceae
Product: snoRNA-binding rRNA-processing protein PWP2
Exons: 5
Coding region: 42-2759 (905 amino acids)
Biological process (GO): ribosomal small subunit assembly; maturation of SSU-rRNA from tricistronic rRNA transcript (SSU-rRNA, 5.8S rRNA, LSU-rRNA)
Cellular component (GO): Pwp2p-containing subcomplex of 90S preribosome; small-subunit processome
Molecular function (GO): protein binding
Source: RefSeq, a predicted model, not a curated record
GCCCCUGCUGCUGAAGGUCUCCCCCGAUCGGGCUGUCGACCAUGAAGACCGACUUCAAGUUCUCCAACCUACUGGGUACGGUCUAUCGCAAAGGGAAUCUGCUGUUCACCCCCGAUGGCACCUGCUUGCUGUCCCCGGUGGGCAACCAGGUCUCCGUCUUCGACCUAGUCCACAACACCUCCUACACUCUACCCUUUAGCCACCGCACCAACAUCGACCGCCUCGCCCUGUCACCCCGCGGAAACCUCCUCCUGACCAUUGACGAGAAUGGCCGUGCCAUCCUGACCAACUUCCUCCGCCGUCUCGUUAUCCACCAGUUCUCCUUCAAGGGCCGUGUCUCCGCCCUCCAGUUCUCCCCGUCCGGCCGCCAUUUCGCCGUCGGAGUCGGUCGCCGUCUGCAGUUCUGGCACACCCCGUCCACCCCGGGGUCUGACAACAAUGGUGAGGUUGAGUUCGCCCCAUUCGUUCUACACCGCGAUCUGGCCGGCCACUUCGACAUCAUCCAGAGUAUCGAGUGGUCGAGCGACUCGCGCUUCCUGCUCACUGCGUCCCGCGACUUGACCGCCCGCGUCUGGAGUCUGGACCCGGAGGAGGGCUUCGAGCCGACUACCCUGGCGGGUCAUCGCCAGGGCGUGAAGGCAGCAUACUUCUCCGCCGAUCAGGAAUCGAUCUACACGGUCAGUUCGGACGGUGCCCUGUUCCGGUGGGAAUACGCGACCAAGAAGGACCCGGACACGAUGGAGGACAUUGCGGAUGCCCGGUGGCGCAUCGUCAAGAAGGACUUCUUCAUGCAGAACGACGCCAAGGUCAACUGCGCCGCCUUCCACGCGCCCUCGAACCUGCUGGUCGUCGGGUUUUCGAAUGGGUUGUUCGGGCUUUAUGACCUGCCCGAGUUCAACAUGAUUCACCAGCUGAGUAUUUCCCAGAGCAAUAUCGACUGCAUCACGAUAAACAAGUCCGGCGAGUGGCUGGCCUUCGGUUCCUCCAAGCACGGACAGCUGCUGGUGUGGGAAUGGCAGUCGGAGUCGUACAUAUUGAAACAGCAGGGCCAUCUGGACUCCAUGAACGCAUUGGCCUACUCCCCCGACGGCCAGAGGAUCGUCACCGCGGCCGACGACGGAAAGAUCAAGGUCUGGGACGUCAAAUCUGGGUUCUGCCUGGUGACCUUCACGGAGCACACCAGUGGUGUCACGGCAUGCCAGUUCUCCAAGAAGGGAAACGUCCUGUUCACGGCAUCUAUGGAUGGCUCGAUAAGAGCGUGGGAUCUCAUCCGUUACCGAAACUUCCGCACGUUCACUGCCCCGUCUCGCCUGUCCUUCUCGUCCCUCGCUGUCGACCCGAGUGGCGAGGUUGUCUGCGCCGGUUCUCCCGACUCGUUCGAUAUCCAUGUCUGGUCCGUCCAGACCGGACAAUUGCUAGACCAGCUGGCCGGCCACGAAGGCCCGAUUGUCUCACUGGCGUUCGCGGCGGACGGCAACCACCUGGUCAGUGGCAGUUGGGACCGCACUCUGCGUGUGUGGAGCAUCUUCGGACGGACACAGACCAGUGAGCCCCUGCAGCUGCAGGCGGACGUGCUCAGUGUGGCGUUCCGGCCGGAUGGAAAGCAGGUUGCCGCCUCGACUCUGGACGGCCAACUCAGCUUCUGGUCGGUGGAAAAUGCGGUGCAAGUUGGUGGAGUGGACGGCCGCCGUGAUGUGUCCGGCGGGCGCAAGAUCACCGACCGGCAAACCGCCGCGAACGCUGCGGGCACCAAGUCUUUCCACUGCAUCAGAUACAGCUCCGACGGCACCUGCAUCCUGGCCGCGGGCAACAGCAAGUACAUCUGCAUGUACGACGUGGCGACGGGCUCGAUGGUGAAGAAGUACACGGUGUCCGUGAACACCUCGCUGGACGGCACCCAGGAGAUCCUCAACAGCCGCAACAUGACGGAAGCCGGCCCUGCCGGCCUCAUCGACGAAACGGGCGAGGCCUCGGAUCACGAGGAGCGCGUCGACCGCAACCUGCCGGGAGCCAAGCGCGGCGAUCCGGGGGUUCGCACGACGCGGCCAGAGGUGCGCGUUGCCUCGGUGGACUUCUCGCCGACCGGACGGGCCUUCUGCGCGGCCUCCACGGAGGGACUCCUCAUCUACAGCCUGGAUUCGGACCUUGUUUUCGACCCCUAUGACCUCGACAUCUCCAUCACGCCGAGCAGCAUCGUGGAGACCCUCGAGGGCGCCAAGCGGGCCGCGGCCACGGGCCAGGUGAACGACGAGGAGACGUUCCUGAAGGCGUUCAUCAUGGCGUUCCGACUCAACGAGCAGGCGCUGAUCCGGGCCGUCCACGAGGCCAUUCCCCCAGCGGAUGUGCCCCAUGUGGUGCGGGCUGUCCCUACGGUUUAUCUCCCCCGUCUGCUUCGCUUCGUGGCGCAUGCUGCGGAGGAGACGCCGCACUUGGAGUUCAACCUGCUGUGGAUCGAGUCGCUGUUCAGCAGCCACGGGCGGUACUUCAAGGACAACGCGGGCACGUUUGCGCCGGAGCUGCGUGCCGUGCAGCGCGCCGUGGACGAGAUCAACAACAGCCUGAAGCGGCUCGCGGAGAAGAACCUGCACAACCUCAACUUCCUGCUCUCGCAGCCCGUGCUGAGUGUGAAGAAGCAGUCGGAUCUGGGGUUCAAGACCCUGGACGCGGUGGUGGCCCCUGUGGACGACCAGAUGUCGGAUGCGGAGGGGGAGGGCGAGGGCGAGGGUGAGGGUGAGGGCGAGUGGGAGGGCCUUGAGUAG